Magallana angulata is the source of this 1382-nucleotide messenger RNA. Its product is annotated as GPN-loop GTPase 3-like. Lineage: Eukaryota; Metazoa; Mollusca; Bivalvia; Ostreida; Ostreidae. Gene Ontology annotation, molecular function: GTPase activity. The record is from RefSeq and is a predicted model, not a curated record. The transcript has 8 exons. Bases 102 to 950 code for a protein of 282 amino acids.
ACUUUAACUUGAUCAGCUAUGCGCUUGAUGAAGCUAUCUUUUUAGUAAUCAUAGUAGGAUCGAAAGUGACAUCGAAUUCUUAUAAACUAACUUGGAUCAUCAUGCCGCGAUAUGGACAGCUUGUUAUGGGCCCAGCAGGUAGUGGUAAGUCAACCUACUGCAGUAACAUGGUAAAGCAUGCUGAAAUGUUGAAGAGAACAAUCCAUGUGGUGAACCUGGACCCUGCAGCCGAGUACUUUGAUUAUCCUGUUCUUUCUGAUAUUCGAGAACUCAUACACUUAGAUGAUGCCAUGGAGGAUGAGUCUUUGAGAUUUGGUCCAAAUGGGGGUCUUGUGUUCUGUAUGGAAUACUUAGCACAAAAUUUUGACUGGCUACAAGAACAACUGGAAGAAGUUGAAGAUGACUACAUUAUAUUUGACUGUCCAGGUCAGAUUGAAUUAUACACACAUAUCCCUGUGAUGCGACAGCUUGUUGAAACUCUACAGAAAUGGGACUUCCGAAUUUGUGGUGUAUUUUUAGUGGACUCUCAGUUUAUGAUUGAGCCAUCCAAGUUCAUAUCAGGAAUUCUUACAGCUUUAUCCACAAUGGUGAACCUUGAAAUCCCCCAUGUGAAUGUCAUGACAAAAAUAGAUCUACUUAGUAAAAAGGCCAAAAAAGAGCUUGAAAGAUACUUGGAGCCAGAACUACCCGUACUACUGGCAGAGGAGUUUGAUGACAGCAGAUUGAGUCAAAAGUUUAAGAAGCUAAAUAGCUCAAUUGCAAAAAUGAUAGAUGACUAUAGUUUGGUGAAGUUUCUACCAAUGGACAUCAGUGAUGAGGAUACUAUCAAUGAUGUACUUAUUCAGAUAGACACAGCCAUUCAAUAUGGGGAAGAUUUUGAACCAAAAGAGAUCCCGGACAUGUUGGACCCAGAGGAGGGUGGGGACUGGGACAGCGGAUUUGACGGGUGAUAACAAUAUCUGAUCACCUGGGCAGGUACACUUUGGUAGACAAGAACCAAUAGCUGGCCUCGGAGGUUCUCUAUACAGUGGCAGGAACUGACUUAACAAGGUUGUGAGGUGUUUUGAGGAGGAAUGCUACCACAAAGAAAUCAGGAAAUCCUGACAAGAAAGUGGAUCUUUGACCAAAACACUUAAGUUUCACUAACAUUAGUGUGUUUUUAUAUGUUUACAGGAAUACUAUAUUUCUGGGAUCCAUUUUUCAUAUACAUGUACGGGUGUAUAUUCAUAUGUACAAAUGAACAGUGUUAUAAAAUUUAUGUACUGAAUUAAAGUUUUGAAAUGUUUGACUGUACAGCUUUCUACAUUGUACAUCUUAUUCAAUGGUAAUAAUUGUUACAUCAAUUGGAUUAAAAUUGUAGUUCUUAAAUUUUUAAUCAAGUA